GAAGCCCAGGGGACAGAAUCGAGAAAAUGUCUUAUUAAGUGUGGAUGGAGGAUCUGUUUAUUCCUCGCACACUGCCUAGGUUUACUCUUGUUUUAUAUUUUAUGACGUUUCAAAACCAGAAGAUGCCGGACCCCCUCCCUAAAGAAGAGGAGGAUGAAGAUGAGGGGCAGUGCAGAACUCUGCAGCACAGAGUUCAGACAACAGAUCUAAUUGCAAGAACCAAACCGCAUCAUCUGCCUUGCAGUCAAGGGCCACUGUCUUCUCUACGAGCUGCUAUCAAGAGAACAAGAACAAACUCUGAAAGUGACAACAGAACAGAGAGGAGGCGACCAAACAUCACCAUCGUCUCAGUGGAACCUCUGGCGAGAAACAUUUGGUUCACUGGACGCCCUGUGGUUUUUCCACCUCAACCAGGCUGGCCCACUGGCAUCCAGACUCAGCCCCCACCAUCCUAUGACCAGGUGAUUGAAGAGAAAACACAGGAAGAUCACCCGGCGAAGCCCACUGCUGCCCCACGCCAGAGCAUCUGCAAGGCUACGAGUGGAACACAGACUGACCCAGUUAGGAAAGUCAGUAAUUUACACUGUGGUGCCACCUCAUCACCUGCAGAGAGAAACCCUGCAGCUAAAAAGCCCCAAAAACCUCCAAGGUCAUCAUUGCCAAAAGCAUCAGAAGCAAAAAGAGGCAUCAAUAUCGUACCAAGAACAACAGAACCCACAGGUACAGAAGCUUCUAAUUGUAACUGUAAUCCGGACCUAAGGGGAUUUGAGAAGGCGGACAUCAGAUCUGUCACAGUAUACUGGGAAACUCCUAAAAACAAUCAGUCUGACACUGAUGGGUCUGUUGAACCUGCUGCUUCAAACAUAAAAAACACUCGGAGACCAGUUCCACGUCCUCGAACAAAACUGCACAAUAAGGGAAUAAAAGAAGAGGAUCAGACUUUGAUUAGACUUGGAGAAAACUAUGACACAUUUCAAUCUUAUUCACAAGAAGUGCCAAAAAACAAGUACUUAGAGGAAUUACUGGAGGUCUUUGGUGAAUGUAACAAGUGUGAGGACAACAGGUAUUUCAUUGACCAAUCAUAUAUUAAGUUGCUGGAUGAAGAUGCUGAUGGAAUAAUGAGUGCCAACCAUAAUCAUCGAAACAUUCGUGCCAGGAUCCAGGCUUUUGAGAGCCAAACUGGUGCCGAAGAGGAAAAUGGGUCCGAACCAGCUACACCUGAUCUUCCACCAAGGAGGGCCACCUACAAACCGCCAGUUGCUUCAAAACCUUCUGUAGCUCUUAAACCUCAAAGUACUUAUGACCCCGGCCAAAACAUGUUAGAUUCACAAAACCAAGAACCAGUCACAAGACCCAAGCCUCCUACAAAACCAGUGGGGCAUUCUGUAAGACAGGAGCUGGAGGCUUUACACUGCAAAGUGGGUCAACUGCAAAGAUCACAGCCUUUAGGGCUGACCAGAUCCUAUAGCAUUCAUGAAGAGAAACCAGCAAUGUUACCACCGGUACCUCCCAUAAAACCAUUCAAAGAACCGCUCAAACCCAACCUGAACAUGAACAUCCACAACUCCUACACAGUGAAUGACACCGUGGACAGCCCAUGGAAAAAAGUCCCACUCAAACCUCAGUUCAGUUUGGACAACAGUGGAGGCUCUGCCAAAAGACAAGGUAUUGGAAGAAGACCAACCACCAUCGGGGUUCCAAGCCAGGCUGCUUUAGAUACUUUUCAGGGCGUUGGUGCUCCUUCUCUUCCAGUUAGGAAACCAUUAGGCUCCAUGAACUCCUCAGUGACCUAUAAGCAAGGUCUUACACCCUCAAAGUCAUUUCAGAACACUUUUAGUACAGGACCAGAGCCACCACUUCCACCCAGGAAGCCCAGUGUGAACAAAAGCCUGCCACCCCGCCCUUCUCCAGCCAAAACAGGCCCUGGGAGACCUCCCCCACCCAGCCUUCAAGCAGCCGGUCGAUCUCAGUCAGCACCGCAGCAAGCUUCACCGAAAUUCCAGUCCCAGAAGCCCACUAAGAAAGGUCUCGUGUUGCCUCCGAGGCCCAGUCCAGGUCAUCGUCUGUACAACAAUUACAUACUUCCGCUCCCUCAUGGGAUUGCAUGUGCGGAUUUUGAUGGGAGUAACACAGGGGAGCUGACACUACAGAAAAAUGAAGUGCUUCUGCUUCUGGAAAAGAUUAAUCACAAUGAAUUUGAGUGCCAAAUGGGAGAAACCAUAGGGAGAGUUCACAAGUCUCGAAUGAAAAUCAUAACCCCUUUAGAUACUGACUUGUCUUACCUUCAGGAUGCAGGUGCAUCUGGUGGAGCCAGUGAUGGGCUAAAGGUGAAGGCUUUAUAUAACUUUGUUCCAGAAGGUCCAGCGGAGCUAAGUCUCAGAGAAGGAGAUGUUGUGACUGAGGUGGAGCAGGUGGACACCCAAUGGUAUAGAGGCACCUAUAAUGGAUCGACAGGUUUCUUUCCCAUAAGUUAUGUUGAAGUACUGUCACAUUCACCAAAACCAUUACCCACGAAGAAGGCAAAGACACAACCUUCCUCUGUCAGUGGUCCGAGAUGUGUGGCCAGGUUCGAGUUUGAAGGGGAGAACAGUGAUGAGUUGUCUUUCUCAGAGGGGGAUGUGAUCCAGCUGAAGGAGUAUGUAGUAGAUGACUGGGCUCGGGGGCAGAUUGGGAUGUCUGUUGGCAUCUUCCCCUUGAACUUUGUGGAGAUCAUUGAGGAUCUGCCUCCGUCCCCUAAUCAGCAGUCGGCUGCUAGGAUAGCACUACCAGGCCUUGCGGCUCCAUCUUCCUUUCUGCAACCAGCAGCUGCCAAACCCCCUAAGGCAGCCAGGUCCAGUGUGGUAUGGGCUGUGGCUCUGUAUGAUUUCGCAGCUAAAUCAAAAGAUGAGCUUUCGUUUCAAAAGGAUGACUGCAUCCUGAUCACCGAGCACUUAAAUGAGGAGUGGAGCUGUGGCAGGCUCAAUGGGAGAGAGGGCAUGUUCCCCAGGGCUUUCAUUGAGAUCUCAUCAGAAGAGCAGCAAGGUAACAACCAACAGAAUGGAGCUGAUGGCUGCAUGAGAGGAAAGGCUCUUUAUAGCUUCACAUCAGACUGUGAGGAGGAGCUCUCACUCCAGGUCGGGGACAUCAUUACCAACCUGGAGUCAGUUGAUAAUGAAUGGUUUCUCGGAGACUUGAGGGGAAAACGGGCCCUCGUCCCUAAAAACUAUGUGAAAGUCCUUGAUUAAUGUCACAGGCUGCAGUGCUGCUGCACAGAAAAGAGCUGCAAUAAAGCUGUUGAACAUUUAAUCAGUCAUGUUUGGAAAGCAUUAAAACUGAAACAGUAUUUAAAGUUGUGCCACGUUUCUUAAAGAUCCUUUAAAAUGUUUAUUAAACUAUUUUACUUAAGAAUUAAA
Messenger RNA from Girardinichthys multiradiatus, 3392 nucleotides. It is a transcript of the gene sh3d19, whose product is annotated as SH3 domain containing 19. The transcript has 21 exons. The coding region runs from base 45 to 3224 and encodes 1059 amino acids. The record is from RefSeq and is a predicted model, not a curated record. Lineage: Eukaryota; Metazoa; Chordata; Actinopteri; Cyprinodontiformes; Goodeidae. Gene Ontology annotation, molecular function: protein binding.